Messenger RNA from Triticum dicoccoides, 662 nucleotides. RefSeq lists its product as uncharacterized. The transcript has 3 exons. Lineage: Eukaryota; Viridiplantae; Streptophyta; Magnoliopsida; Poales; Poaceae. The coding region runs from base 303 to 614 and encodes 103 amino acids. The record is from RefSeq and is a predicted model, not a curated record.
UCUAUCUUCCCCUCCCGCAUCAUAGAGCAGCCAGGCAAAAACCCUAGCGCUCCUAUCCACCGCGACUACGAACUACGUAGUCGAGGUCCUGCUGUCUUGGGCACCGAGGCCCUUGACAUAAACCAUCUACUGGGGUGAUCUUCUGCUGCAAUAUGUUACGAGUCCCUCACCAGUUCUGUUAUAUCAUCUGAUUAAAUUGUUACUCAGAUAUUAAAGAAACUGGCUAACGUGUUUGCUCACCCCAUUCACAAACAUGGAGGCAAGUGCCUGUCGUGCCCAAGUUUAGGCAAGAGUGGCUGCACAUGUGGGGUCUGUUGAAGUAUAUGUGGAACCUACAGUUACUCCCUCCGUCCAGGUGUGUAAGUCAUCUUACGAAAAUCAGGGCUCAAAUUUCAGUAUGGGCCCACCAAGUACUAGUUGAGAUUUCAGAAGGAAGGCUUCAUGCAGGUUUGUGGCGUUCAGUUGAGCUCAGCAACAUCUCGCUGCGCGAGAAUCAUGGUCGCCAUUUGGUGGAUCUUAUGAGUAUGCUGGACAUAGCUGUUGCAUCUCUGGGAGUCAAAGACCGUUAUGUAGAGUACAAUGCUGUCAGGUGCCACCUUCUACUAGAAAUGUAGCUCAUCUUCAGAAGUAGGUACUCCAGAAUGCACUGGAUGCUAAAUAUA